CUCUCUCUCUCAAGCCUAUACAGAGGAGAGGAGAUAUAUACACAGUUUGUAUGUACGUAUCCGUAUAUGUAGAAACCAGUAGUAGUACUAUAAAAUGAUUAGUAUAUACAGCAGUUCUUCAAAGUUUUGAGCGGGAAAAUUUGUGAAGCCAUGGUGGUUGCGGCGACCACUGCCGAUUCUUCUUCUUCGUCUUCUUCUUCUUCUUCCCAAUCCUCCACCUGCUUUCGUGAACUUGACCAUGUCUUCUUGCAGACUCAAACAAGAAUAUGGCUUGGAGAAGUCCUGCACACAAGAUUGGAUGGCCAGCUGAAUAUUUCUGAUUUACUUGCUGAUGGGGAACUGCUGUUUGAAGUUUCCAAAAUAAUAUGGACAAUGUUGUUGGCAAAGUGCAAGGAGCUAAGGCACUUAAAAGGCUAUAAACAUAAUCCCAUUGGUUCAUGGAAGAGCAGCGGCAGAUAUAGGCCUUACUCUAAUGUUGACUCAUUUUUGAAGAUAUGCAGAAUUUUGGGAUUGAGUUGCAUUGAUCUCUUCUCCCCUUCAGAUGUUGUUGAGAAAAGAGAUACUCGAAAAGUUUGUAUUUGCAUUCGUUCCCUCUCAAGGAAAGCCAGGUCUAAGCAAUUAAAUGUGCCCGAUUUUGAUAUUGUUACCUAUCCAGUAACAAUGCCCACCAAUAUGGUUGGAUGCCUGCGAAGAAGUUUGGAACUCUCAAACCGCAGCUUUACAAGUUCAGCUAAUUACACUCCCUUCAGACCAUCGAAAUUAAAAUUUCGGCAGGAAAAUUCAUUUGAUGAUUGUUAUUCUGAAGCAUCUGAUGAUACGGCAAACACUUAUAUGGGAGUUCCAUCUUAUAGCUCAUCAACAAACUGUAAUUAUGAUUCUGUUCCACUUAAAGAUGCAGAUUUAGAGAAUUCUCUCGGAGUAUCUUCAGUGAUAAAGAAGCAUACUUCAGAAUUAGGGGCAUCACAAGGUGAUAAUAAAGACCAAAAAGGCAAUGAAUAUGGAGGGCACCGUAAAUUAUCUUGUUUAGCAGAACCAGCAAUACAGGUUGAGAGUGAUCCACUGGACAACAGUAAGUCAUCCCGUAGUGUCGAUUCUCAACUGAGAUCAUGUAUUAGGGUUUCGCAUAUAAAUAAGCGAGGAAGGUAUAGGCAUAAAAUAGGUGGACUGGACCUCAGUGAAGUUGAUUCUGGCAGUAGAAAUGAUGAGUCUAUCAUGUGGGAUUCUCUGGAUGAUAAUAUGGAAGAAAGAUUUUGUACAUCCCAUCAGUUGCAAUUUCCAGAUGUGGUUGUCUUUGGAACUGAUUACAGUUAUCCUGUUGUAUUUGAUGAAGAAGACAGCGUUUUUAGUUUGCUAUGGGAUACUGAUUCAUAUGGAUUAAACUCAACUGGAAGGAAUUCACGAAGUGGAUAUGGAAGGAGAUUAUCUGAUGAUUUUGAAGAUGUGGAAGUGUCCUCUGUCACCAGCAUGAGCUCUUUAGUACUUCGAGUGCUGAACUUGGAGUUCGAUGAUCAAUUUGAUGCGGACGAUUUGAGAAGUGCCAAUGUUGACAGUAUUUACUUUCAGAAUUGUGAGGCUGACAACAGCCUGGACAGGGGUUCAACAGGGGCAUGUGAAAUACAGGACGUGGCCAAGGAUGAAAACACCAUGCAUGGUUUAGUUUCUGAAAUCUCCCAUCUUGAAACAAAACUCUGGAACUUCAGCUUUUCUACACACCCCAUGGACUAUCAAGAACAUGUACGUUCAUUUAAUAAUGAAGUUGGUGUAUCUGAAAUGGAUUUAUUAGAGGUCCUGCCCUUGAAGCAUACCCAGUUUUUUGUACCAGACAAUGCCAAGGAGGUAAAUGGUGGUGUGACCAUGGUUGAAUUGGAUUCGGUCAUUACAGCACGUCAGAGCAAUUGUCUUCCAGUAGCUUGCAGUAGCAUUAUUAGGGAUGGAAGGUAUGAUGAUUCAACUGCUUCAAGCCAUGGAGUUCUUGUUAAAGGGGAUGAACGCCACAGGCUAAGCAACGCGGAUGAUGAAGGUGGACUAAAGCAUCAUUCUGUAUCAAUUCAAAAUAUAAAUAGCCUAGGUACUCUGACACCUUACAUGGUCGCUGUAGAUAACCAUACUGUUGAUCAUAAUUUUGUCAAAUGUCAACCUGCAUCUGAAAAGCAUCUGUGCUCAAAAAGGGAAUGUUCAGAUACCAUAGGUAGAAAAGAUCGAGCAUCUCCAGAACGCGAUGAGGAUCUUCAUUAUUGUGAAGAACAUAGCAGUAAGGACAAGAUUAAGAGUGACAUUAUAGAUGAUCUGGCUGAAGUUUCAGAAAGGAGAGAGGCUGCAAAUCCAAGUCCAUCACCAGGCAUGCCCCACAGAAGGCCACUGCUGAAGACAGUUGUGAGAGGCACAGCUCUGUUUGGCAUGCUGUUUCUCUUGCUUCAUCUCAGCCAUCCAUUAUCGGUUCUCGCUGUUACUAUGGUUGUUGAUGCCACUGGAUUCACUGCAGGUGUAGAAACGGCAGAGAGAAGGGAGGUAAAGUCAGCAAGAAAUUGAGUCAGGUUCAAACAGCAGAUAGCAUGGAGCGUAGACCAAGGAAAGAGCAACAGGGAAGUAGAGUAAACGGGUUCUAUCCCGCUGGAAAGUUAAAAUUUGGGAAUUAGAUCCAGUUCUCGAUGAUUAAUCAAAGAAACCAAUACACAUGUUUAAUCUUUUGACACAUUUCUAUAUACAAUUAGUCAGUUCUCUUCAGGCAAAGAAAAGGGACAUUGCGUUAUACAACUCGAAGAGGAAAAACAGAAUUAGUCAUUGUUGUGGCGGAGGAAUCCUGUUUAGGGCAAAUGUUUGUAGCUAUUUUCACAUGGUAAAUAUUUUUGGCUAUGUACGAUUGUGGAUGCAGAAUGUUGUAAACCUUACGGGAUGCAAUUUAUCCAGUGCCCUUUGUGAUUUGUAAGGAGAAGAAACUAGUACAGGGAAAAUAGGAAGAGAAAUAAAGUAGACAUAUUUUCUU
This is a messenger RNA of Rhododendron vialii, 2983 nucleotides long. RefSeq lists its product as uncharacterized. Lineage: Eukaryota; Viridiplantae; Streptophyta; Magnoliopsida; Ericales; Ericaceae. The coding region runs from base 151 to 2529 and encodes 792 amino acids. Gene Ontology annotation, molecular function: actin filament binding; cytoskeletal adaptor activity. Gene Ontology annotation, biological process: actin crosslink formation. The transcript is spliced from 8 exons. The record is from RefSeq and is a predicted model, not a curated record. Gene Ontology annotation, cellular component: actin filament.